Messenger RNA from Pistacia vera, 1531 nucleotides. RefSeq names its product phospholipase A1-IIgamma-like. Lineage: Eukaryota; Viridiplantae; Streptophyta; Magnoliopsida; Sapindales; Anacardiaceae. Gene Ontology annotation, biological process: lipid metabolic process. The transcript is spliced from 3 exons. The record is from RefSeq and is a predicted model, not a curated record. Gene Ontology annotation, molecular function: glycerophospholipid phospholipase A1 activity. The coding region runs from base 117 to 1310 and encodes 397 amino acids.
UCUUAAUUCUAAAAAAAUUUCAGCUUCGAAGUCGCAUUAUUGUUUUCUUUUGGGCACCAAAAGAGCAGGCACUAUAAAAUUCUUCACUAGAUCGUUGCAAAAGAAAAAGUAGAGUAAUGGAUGACAUAGCAAAGAACUGGAAAGAACUAAGUGGGGAGAAUGACUGGGAAGGUCUAUUGGAUCCUCUCAACAUCAAUCUUCGCCAGUAUAUAAUUCACUACGGCGAAAGGGUUCAAGCUGUUUAUGACUCCUUCAAUUACGAUAAGACUUCUGGGUCGUAUGGAUUUCCUCUAUACGCCCCGAAAGAUAUCUUCUCUAACGUUGGCCUAGAGAAAGGAAAUUCUUACCACUACACGGUGACCAACUAUAUCUAUGCAAUGAUAGAUAUUGAUUCCAAUUUUGAUGGGAUUGUCAAGGGCCAAUCUACUUGGAUUGGUUACGUGGCUGUGGCCACAGACGAAGGAAAGGCUACGUUAGGAAGAAGAGACAUUUUGAUUUCUUGGAGAGGAACUCUGUUGGCCAAGGAAUGGUUAAAAGAUAUUGAUUGGCCUCUAACUUCAGAUUCAAACAUACUUGGGGGCACUUAUGAUCUUCAGCCUCAGGUGCACAAGGGAUUUCACUCGCUCUACACAUCACAUGACACCAAAUCUGAAUACAAUAAAUUCAGUGCAAGCGAACAGGUUCUGAGUUCAGUAAAGAAACUAGUUGAUAAAUACAAAGACGAGGAAAUUAGUAUUACAAUAACUGGACACAGCUUGGGUUCAGCGCUUGCCACAUUGAAUGCAGCUGAAAUAGUUUCGAAAGGAUAUAAUAAGCCCACAGGAUCAGAUAAAGCAUGCAUAGUGACAGCUUUCGUGUUUGCAAGCCCUAAGGUUGGAGACAAAGGCUUCAAGACUGCAUUCAAUGGACUUGAAAAUCUUCAUCUCUUGCGCAUCAGAAAUAUCGACGACAUAGUUCCGACGUUGCCUACUAAAUUUCCUUUCUUCUUCUACUUUGAAGUGGGAAAAGAGUUAACAAUUGACACUACCAAGUCCACAUACGUGAAUGUUGAUAAGGCUAAGCUAAUAGAAGUUUUGCAUAACUUGGAGAAUUAUCUCCAUGGAGUUGCAGGGACAACUGACGAGAGUGGUGAAUUUACGUUGAUAAUUAAACGUGAUGUUGCACUGAUGAACAAAUGGUCAAAUAUUUUGAAGAGCGAAUUUGGAGUACCACCUGAAUGGUGGCAUCCUAUAAUGAACAAAAGAAUGGUUCAACAGGGCAAUGGAUUUUGGAAGUUGGAAAAUUAUGUGCCGGAGCAACCCAGGGCCUAAGAUUAAUGGAGAUUUGUGUCACUACUUAAGGUUGCUCAAACACUAAUAAAGAGACGUGGAUCUGUGGCGGGAAUAAUUAAUUGCCAUUGGAGGAGUCAGCUGGAGGUUUCCUUAGCUCAUUAAAGAUUUGUUUAAUGUCCUUUUUUGUUCAUUUUUUUUUUUUCCUUAAAUAUAUCUUUUUUAUGUGAGUAAUGUUUGAUUUGUGAUUAAAUAAUUUUGUG